UGUGUGUUUCGUACCGGGGAUCGAACUCCAGUCCUUGCACUUGCAAGGCAGGGGGCGGUGCCCCUGAGCUUCAUCCCUGGUCUGGCCCUUUUCCUCUCGAAGCUCAGAAACCCCGUGGGCGAUGGCGGCCGUGAGAAUCUGCUCUCUGGUGCUGGUGCUGCUGUCCCUCAGUGCAGGGCUGGGACACAAGGGAGAAGCUCUGAGCAGACCCCAGGCCUGGCUCGGCAGCCCCCGAGGCCCCCGGUAUGCAGAGGGAACGUUCAUCAGCGACUACAGCAUCGCCAUGGACAAGAUCCGCCAGCAGGACUUCGUGAACUGGCUGCUGGCGCAGAAGGGGAAAAAGAACGACUGGAGACACAACAUCACCCAGAGGGACGCCCGAAAUCGCAACUGGGAGCCGCCUGCACCUCAGGGGAGCCCAGGGGCAACGGAGCCCCAGAGGACCCCUGGUGAUGACGAGGAGCAGUUGAAGGAGCUGCUGGCCUGGAUGGUGGAGCAGACGGAACUGCGCAGGCUCAGGUGGGUGCGCGGCCGGGCUCCACCUGGAGUUUGA
Molecule: messenger RNA, 553 nt
Organism: Fukomys damarensis (Damara mole-rat)
Lineage: Eukaryota; Metazoa; Chordata; Mammalia; Rodentia; Bathyergidae
Gene: Gip
Product: gastric inhibitory polypeptide
Exons: 4
Coding region: 122-553 (143 amino acids)
Biological process (GO): regulation of insulin secretion; response to starvation; response to glucose
Cellular component (GO): extracellular region
Molecular function (GO): glucagon receptor binding; hormone activity
Source: RefSeq, a predicted model, not a curated record